This is a messenger RNA of Amoebophrya sp. A120, 615 nucleotides long. The record is from the annotation of a GenBank genome assembly. NCBI's taxonomy places the organism in Eukaryota, Dinophyceae, Syndiniales, Amoebophryaceae.
AUGCGCCCGCCGCAGCCCCCAAAAACCAAGAAUAGAAAGCCAGGCAAAAUUUAUCUUCUUCUCCAUUUCGGCCCGAGCGACGCCGGGGGCGCGGGUAUUAAAAAGAACCGGCCCCCUUGCGCGUGUAACCCUCGGGCCGCGACUCUCCGGCGGCCCGGAAAUCCCGGAAAAAAAAAAGAAAGGCGCCGCCCCCGCCGUAGGUUGCGGGCAUGCGAAAGCGUUGCGGAGCUGCCGCCGCAGCGCCGAAACACCAUGGAAGCCCGUAGAUUUUUUUUUUUCUCUAUUCACUUCGGCCCGAGCUUCGCCGGGGGCGCGGACAUUAAAAAGCGUGGGCCGGCCCCUUAUGCGUGUAACACUUUGGCCGUGACACUCCCGAGGCGCGAAAACCUCGAAAGCCUAAACUCCUGCAAACCUCUAUUGAGUGACCAUGAAUCUAGUGCGAGGGACUGUCUGUUUCUAGCCCGAAAACAAGUGGUCGGAAACGCAGCCCAUUUGUGUCUUUGUCUGGCGCUGGAGAUAGGAAUGUUGAUUGGUGUAAGUUUACGCCAGUUUGCUCCUACUUUUUUUUGGCACAUAAAAAACGCCAUUUGGUUAUUACUCAAGUCGCAUUCGUAA